Molecule: messenger RNA, 1356 nt
Organism: Mercurialis annua (annual mercury)
Lineage: Eukaryota; Viridiplantae; Streptophyta; Magnoliopsida; Malpighiales; Euphorbiaceae
Product: zinc finger protein 4-like
Exons: 1
Coding region: 433-1038 (201 amino acids)
Source: RefSeq, a predicted model, not a curated record
GCAUCUUUAGAGCUAGCAACUACAGGCAUAAAAAGUAAAGCUAAUGGAUUUACUUGAGAAUAAGGACUCAUGGUAAGCAGUGUGGUAAUAAAAUGAUCUUGGCCCUAGAUUGUUCACUUAACAAUGUAAAGUUGGUUUCAUUUAAAGAGAAAAGAAAAAAUAAGGAGAAAGAUAUUAGUGGGGAAUCCUAAGCUUGAUGGGAGUAACAGUGAAGAUGACCCAAGCGUUGUAUCCUGAAACACCAAGCAUCAUCAAGUGGGUCACUGAACUGAAGUGAGAAUAGAAUUAAAAUUAAUCAAUAUAACUAUCAUUAAUGUGAUCUCCUUUUCACAUUAUUUUCUCUCUUCAACUUUGAACUAACCUCUUCAGACUCUCUCACAACACUUCCACCCUUUCUAUCAUUCGAAGUCCAUCUACGCAGAAAAAGAGGACAUGAUUUUCGAAAAAGAUGAAGCUAUUGAAAUAUUCACCAAUCAACCCCAUGAUGACUUAAAAAUCAACAACAAUAGUUAUCAAGGAAUUGAAGAAAGAAACCAAAGAGAGUGGCUAAAUCUAAGCCUAGGUGGGAAUUCGGUGUCAGCAAUAGGAGAGAGCUCUAUCUCGACAGCGGGGGAUUACGAUUCACAGGCAGGACCUACUUCUAGCAAGGUUUUCUCAUGUAACUUUUGCAAGAGAAAGUUCUAUAGUUCACAGGCACUUGGCGGUCAUCAGAAUGCUCACAAAAGGGAAAGAGGUGCAGCCAGAAGAUACCACUCACAAAGAAUGAUGACAAUUAUGGGUUUGCCCAUGAAUACACCCAUGGGCAGAUCACUCGGAGUCAGACCCCAUUCGCUUGUGCACAAACCAAGCAGAGAAGCAAGUGGAAUGACUCUUGCAGCGAGAUUCAACGAAGCUCAUGCAGGGUUCGGAAUGCCUUGUGUGCCCUUCACAAUGGAGGAGGCCAUGGAUAUAAUAUGGCCUGGCAGCUUUCGCAUGGAUAGACAAAUACCAGAGCCACCAUCAGAACCAAUCAAGCUUGAUUUAAACCUUCGACUUUGAAAUAUUCCGCUACUAUAGUUUAGAUCUUAUCAUAUUACUUCUAUUAAAGUAGUUUUCAACUUGUUCAUCCAUCAAAUGCCAAAACUAAUAUAGGAGAGCAACCAAAUCUAUCCAAAAUUAUCAUCUGCAAAAAAAAAAGUAGUUCUCCUUUGUAAAGCUAGACGAAAUAUGAAGAAUUAAUGAUCAUCCAGGUAUAGCCACAGCACAACAGAACCUGUUAUCUACCUGCUCUUCAGUUGCGUACAGAGAAAUACAUGUGGACCAAGUAUGUAAGGAUUUUUAUUAAUCUUGAUAUAACAUAAAAAGUUUUACCUCCAA